Molecule: messenger RNA, 2523 nt
Organism: Osmia lignaria (orchard mason bee)
Lineage: Eukaryota; Metazoa; Arthropoda; Insecta; Hymenoptera; Megachilidae
Gene: Mad1
Product: Mitotic arrest-deficient 1
Biological process (GO): mitotic spindle assembly checkpoint signaling; attachment of mitotic spindle microtubules to kinetochore
Cellular component (GO): nuclear envelope; kinetochore; mitotic spindle
Source: RefSeq, a predicted model, not a curated record
GAUGCCGCCAUGCAGCCAUCAGCGCCACUACAUUACAGAUUUACAUUGUUACUGUGGAGUGUAUAGUAAAAGUAUCAGCUGCAGUAAUGAUACUUAAAAUUUGUAAAACGAAUACCUACGAAACUAAUUUCGAAUCAGAUUACCACACAGAGUCCCCAAAAUUGUGAUUUUAGCUAUCAAAACCUUUUGUACCAAAUUGGCCGAUAGGCAGGAUCAGUGAUAUAUUUCAAUGUAUAUUUGUAUACUUAAAUUACACUCUAGUAACGCGCGUUUUAGUAUUUGAAUUCCUUUGUAACGUCAGUAUCGUAUAAUUUAUUGAAAUGGAUGAUCAAGAUCCAACUAGUGUUAUCAAAAUGAUAAAAGAUUUGCGGUCAGGUUCUGAAGCAUACCGUAAAAGUAGUAGCAGUGGUAUAUCAUUACGACUAUCAGGAACUACAUUCACAUCUGCUUUGUUCAAUGAACAAGAGGAAUGUACUAUUACACCUAAGAGGAGAAGACUUGAUUCUGAUAGUUCUGCUUUAAAUAAGAGUGAGACAGAGAUUGCUCCAGGAAGUCCAUGGGAAUGGAGGAGAUUAAAAGGAGAAGUUGUAUCCUUAAAAACAAGGCUGUCUCAUCAGGAGGCUACAGUACAGCAACUUCAUAAGAUACGCAGACAAAUGGAGGAGGUAUUUGAAAAACAAAAAAAUGGUUUGGAGAUACAGAUAGAAGAAGACAAACAAACUAUCAAACAAUUGGAAGUGAGACUUGAUAUGGCCCGUAGAACAAUUCAAGAAGCACGUAAUACACAAGCUGCUGCAGAAAAAGAACUACACCAGGUGAAGGCAAAUUUGGAACAGAAGACUCUCAUGUUGAUGAAUGAAAAUGCAAAACUGUUAGAGGAGCUUAAACAUGUUCCUGCACAGGAAACUGUAUCAAAACCAAAAGAUAUUGAAGAUCACUCUGGAGCCGAGCAACAGUUCGAAGCAGCGCAAAAACGAAUAGCACAGCUAGAGGAAAAAUUAAGAGAAUAUCAGACAAAGCAGCAAGAAUUGGAACUACAAAAUGUGGAGUUUCAGAGUAUAAGAAUAAAAGUCGAGAAAUUAGAAUCAGAAAGAGCAUCCUGGGAAGAAGGGAAAUUAUUACUUGCGAAGGCAGCCAGAACGAACGAGCUCGAGAAAGAGCUUGUCGCCGCGAAAGACACUAUUGCUUCGCUGAGAGAAUCUGUAAGAGGGAAACUAUUGUUAGAGGAACAAAUGGCUAAUGUAAUGAAAAGAUUGGAGCACACUGAAAAAGUAGAACAGCAAGUCGCCACGUUAGAAGCGAAAAAAGCGGAACUUGCGUUACGCUUAUCCGAAUAUGAAUCCAUUGGAAUCACUGGUGGACCAUCGGUCUUGAAACGCGAAUUGAAUCGCUUGCAGCAAGCCGAGCUGGUUUUGAAAGCGGAAGAAGGUCAACUCAGAUCAAAAUUGGACGCUACAUUGAGAGAAUCACAGAAUCUAUCAAAGAAAUACGAGGAUGCUAAGAAAUUAGCCACGGAUGUGACCGUGUCCAAGGAAAAAUUGAACAAAUUAGUAAGCAGACUACAGAAGAAGAUGAUCCUUGUUUCAAGGGAAAGGGAUAGUUAUAGACAACAACUGGAUUUGUACGAGAAGGAGAUGACGAUAGACAGCAAUAAUGCGAUAACAGAAAGAAUUCCUGCAUUAGAACGAACGAUAGAUGCUUAUCGAGAAUUAGUUGCCAAACUGGAAAACGAUCUUCAAGCAGCUGAGGGUUAUAGCCAAGCGGAAGAGUGCAAUAAACUGAAGGAGGAAAUCGAGCGACUGAAGGGUGAAUUGGAGCAUCGUGCGUUAAAAGGCGAUUUCAAUUGCAACGCGAGGAUAUUGCACUAUACCAUGAAUCCUGCUGCGAUCGCGGAACAACAAGCGGAAGAAAAGCAGAAGGCAUUGCUGCGCGAACUUGAAGAACUGAGAGCCAAGGUGGCACAGGGAGGAGCCAAUGCCACGACGUCUUCUCUUCAAGCUCAAGAAAUAGCGGAACUUAAACAAACUCACGAGAUUAAAAUAGCUCGCUUGAAAGAGGCCUUCAAGGCAUCGUCGCAGGAGUAUCGGCAAGCUUGUUACCAGCUAUUCGGCUGGAGAGUGGACAGGACAAAGGAGGGCCGAUAUAAACUAUUCAGCCAAUACGCGGAAUCACCGGAUGACUACUUGUUCUUUCAAAUCGGAGGGGAUGGAGUGGAUCUACUGGAGACCGCGUUCUCCGCGACACUCGGAUCAUUGGUGGAACAAUAUCUGCAUCGACAGCACAGCGUGCCCAUGUUCCUGAAUGCUGUGCAAUCAGACUUGUUCAAUCAACAGACCAUGACUAAUGUUAUGAGUUGAUCCUCUUAAUUUUUUAAAUAAUUGAAUUAGACCUUUUAGAAGAGAAAUGAAGGUAUAUCAAAAGAUUUUAAUCAUUGUCAAUUAUAGAUUGGAAAUGACUCAUCAACAUUUUAGUUCUCGAACAGAGAGAAGCUCUGUGAAUAAAAUGAAUUUUUCUCGGUUAAAA